CUUGCAUCGCCUCUAUUUUCUCGUCCUUUAUCUCUCUGUAUUUCCUGUGAAGACAAACCUCUCUGCCAUGACAAUUCAAUGAGAGGAGAAGACGCCAAGUGAAGGAUCCAUCUCUCCAUCCUCCUGCUGCUGCUGAGAAGAGAAGGAGCGCUCAAGGUAAAAGAGAAGCAGAAAGGAAGAGAGGAGAAGAACGAGGGACAGAAGAGGAGAGGAGAGGAAGGGUAAAGGGCGAUAAACAGUGGAUGGAGGAAGCUCAGACUGAAGCUCCAGAGUGCUCUUCACCACCAACGAAGAAGAAGAGGAACAACAGAGGGAGGGAGGAGAGGAGAUGGAGGCGAAAGGCAGGAACAUGCCCUCAGACAUCAGUUUCCUCCCGCGCCCGGCGAUGGUGUGGUGUGAGCGGGGCAUCCAGGUGCUGCUGACCACCAUGGGGGCGUUUGCUGCCUUCGCCCUGAUGACGGUGGCGAUCGGCACAGAUUACUGGCUGUACGCCCGGGCGUUCAUCUGCAACAGCACGGCCAACUCCAGCCAGGACGAGUCCAACAGCAACAAGGACAAGAAAGACCCCGGAGCUCUGACCCACUCAGGACUGUGGAGGAUCUGCUGCCUCGAAGGUACUGCACCUGUGUGUGUGUGUGUGCGCGCUCUUCACACUCGCCCCUUCUCUUUUUCCUCCUCACUCUCCUCUUCCUCCUCUUCCUCAGGGCUGAAGCGAGGUGUGUGUUCUCAGAUCAAUCAUUUCCCCGACGACGCCGACUACGACCAAGAUGCUGCAGAGUAUUUGCUGCGUGUGGUGCGAGCCUCCAGCAUCUUCCCCAUCCUCAGCGCCAUACUGCUCCUGCUGGGUGGAGUGUGCGUCGCUUCCAGCAGCUUCUACAAGAGCAAGAGGAACAUCAUACUGGGUGGAGGGAUUCUCUUUGUAGCUGCAGGGCUCAGCAACAUCAUUGGAGUGAUCGUUUACAUCUCGGCAGCGCUGAGCGACAUUUCCCCAAAGAAGGAUGAAGAUAAGAAGUGGCACUACUCCUACGGCUGGUCCUUCUACUUCGGUGGCCUGUCCUUCAUCCUGGCAGAGAUGGUAGGUGUCCUCGCCGUCAACAUUUACAUUGAGAAGAACAAAGAGCUGCGCUGUCGUUCUCGCACUGACCUUUUCAAGAGCACAACGCACGCCAUGCUACGGCUGCCCAGCUACCGUUUCAGGCGGCGCUCUCGCUCCAGCUCACGCUCCACUGACCCACCUCGCUCGCCGGAGACCUCGCCCAUUGGAACGUCUAAGACCUUCACUCUGCCACCUUCUGCCCCGCCGUUCUCCGUGGCCACACUGCCCAACCCACACCACACGAGCAGCAGCGGGAGUGGAGGAGGUGGGGACAUCUCUAUGUACACGCUGUCGAGGGACUCAAAGCUGGGCAGUCUCGGCGGAGGCGCUCCGCCUCUCUACGGCACGGUGGACCGUGCCACGCUCUACCAACUCCACAACUACUUCCCGAAAGAUUCCAGUGGAAGCGGCAGUGGAGGAGGAGGAGGAGGAGGAGUGGCGAUAAGCAGUGGCACCCUCCCAUCUCACUCUAAGUCCAACCUGGCAGCAGCGGCAGCAGCUGUGGCACAGAACGCAGCGCCGCUAAAUACGACGACCACAGCCGCGCCGACUCAGCCGGUAUCUACAGCUACCAUGGAGAGAGACCGGGGCAACAUGGGAACCCUGGACCGACUGACGGCAAAAAGAGACAGGGAUAGCAACUCAGAUACGCUCAACAGGAAAACAACGCCAGUUUAAGAGUAAACCUUGGAGGGGGAGUGGUGUGGAAUGGGGAGGGAGAAAGAGGAGGAGACUGAAAAUGCGAAGGUGACACAUCAGCGGUAACGUCUCUGUCCUUGAGCCUAAGGUAAGACUGCCAUAAUUAAUGUCAAUCAUCAUAAACAGUCAUAAAACAUCCAGAAGUUCAUAACAUCUGCCUUAAAAAAGGUCAUGGCCUUUGCUCUGACAGUUACUGUGAGCGUGCAGUGGAGGUUACAGGGAACUUUUCUUUGUUUAAAUGUCUGAAAUACAGAAUUUUUCUGUUUGACAUGUUAGACACGUGUGUUUUCCAGUUAAACCAGUCUCCCUGAGCAGUGCCUUGCUUGGUUUCGGUGAUAAAAGUCUUUUGGUCAAAUCUUUGGUGCAUCUCUCGUCUUAAUGUUAUUAGACUACAGCGUCACUUGACUCUUCAAAAAUGUGGGCACAAUUCUGCCAAAAUUCUGGCUGCAUUCAGCCAAGCCAGGAGCUGCUCAGUGACAAGUUGGCUUUUAAUUCAAGGUCAACAGGCGUGGCCUCAAACCCUGCCGACACACACACACACACACACAGUGGGAGAGUCUGACACACUGUGAGCCUGUUUUAUUUGUUAAAGCGUGUCAAAGGUAAUUACACUGACAGAUGGACAGUCAAAGUCAGCCUGGACCGAUUCUAUCGUAUGACUUUCACUGUCACAGUUCGGUUAAACGUCCAACUAAGCUAGUAACCUGAUCUGCUAGUUGCUAUACAGUAGCUGCUACAGUAGCUGCCACAGCAGCUGCUACAGUAUGUUACUCGCUGCUACUGUAGCCACUUAAGUCAAAGAGUCAUGCUAUUUCAUUUCACAACAGUAGAUGUUAGCUACUACAGUAACUGCAAGCUAGCUGCUACACCAGCUGCUAAACUUAAAGGGUGAGCCUAUUUCAGCUGAUAACUGUAGGUGUUAGCUGCUACAGUAGCUGCUACAGUAGCCGCUAAACUCAAAGGGUGAUGCUAUUACAGCUGAUAUCUGUAGCCAGUAACCUGAUGUGACAUUAAACGACCAAGUAUUUACUGAAUUAUACGGAGCACCGGACAUGACAAUUGUGCCCACGAAAUAGCUAUAACGUGGGCACAAAAUACUACUUUGUGGCCACGAAAUAAGUAUAACGUGUGUACAUUAUACUUAUUUUGUGGCCACAAAGUAGGUAUAAUGUGCGCACAAAAUACUAAUUAAUAAUAUUAUCAUUCCUGGAUACCCGAGUAAGCAAGUCGAGCAGUGUUAUGUUGUUAUUGCCGUACCUGUGCCGGUAAAGAAACCUGCCUCUCAAUAUUCUGUUUAAAUGCCUCUCUGUAAUAAUGGUUCUUUGCAAUGACAGGCUUUUCAGAAUGUCUUUGUAGCUCAUUCUCAGCCUAAAAUAAAAUUCUAUCACACUAUCUCUGUCCAUCGUGUAGUUUUAGCCACUCUACUGCCUCUAACUUUGACCGUAGAGGAGGUGCGCUUGAUUUGCUUACCCAACUGUCCAGGAAUGAUGAUAUUAUUAAUUAGUAUUUUGUGAGCAUUUUAUACUUAUUUUGUGGCCACAAAAUAGUAUUUUGUGUGCAUGUUAUAGCUAUUUCAUGGGCUCAAUUUAUACAUUUUUCUUACCAUGUCAUGUCCGGGGCUCCGUAGCAUUAACGGUUAGACGCAGACGCAGAAAGUCUGAGGUUUUUUUAUUGCCUUAACAGAAAGAAUAACAAUAGGAUUCUGUAAAACUGUCCAAACACAUCCAAGUGCCACUUUCUCCACGAGACUUUGAAUUGCCUGAAAUUGAUGUUGCGGGAUUUGUGUGACUGUUUAUGGUGAUGACCAAACACCUGAAGGCUACAGGGCGUCGAUCGUGCCGUUGAGUUGACGCUGCAAA
Messenger RNA from Solea senegalensis (Senegalese sole), 3654 nucleotides. RefSeq names its product voltage-dependent calcium channel gamma-4 subunit-like. The transcript has 5 exons. Gene Ontology annotation, biological process: neurotransmitter receptor internalization; transmission of nerve impulse; postsynaptic neurotransmitter receptor diffusion trapping. Bases 329 to 1774 code for a protein of 481 amino acids. NCBI's taxonomy places the organism in Eukaryota, Metazoa, Chordata, Actinopteri, Pleuronectiformes, Soleidae. Gene Ontology annotation, molecular function: voltage-gated calcium channel activity; channel regulator activity. Gene Ontology annotation, cellular component: AMPA glutamate receptor complex; postsynaptic density membrane. The record is from RefSeq and is a predicted model, not a curated record.